This is a messenger RNA of Oryzias melastigma (Indian medaka), 940 nucleotides long. Its product is annotated as DNA damage-inducible transcript 4-like protein. Lineage: Eukaryota; Metazoa; Chordata; Actinopteri; Beloniformes; Adrianichthyidae. The record is from RefSeq and is a predicted model, not a curated record. The coding region runs from base 103 to 705 and encodes 200 amino acids. The transcript has 2 exons. Gene Ontology annotation, biological process: negative regulation of signal transduction. Gene Ontology annotation, cellular component: cytoplasm.
CCUCCGCCGCGACGCUGUGGCCACUCUGCUCAGUCGAUUCAUGGAGAAACCACGGACAGAACUCGCGGAGGAGACACCGGAGAGACAUAAACCAGAAUCAGGAUGGUCUAUAGCGCCGCCGUGCCCGUUCUGCCAGAAGAAGACAGUCUCGUGGACAUGAUAGGAAAAUAUUUCUUCCAGCUCGCCUCCCCGGGCCAAAGGUUAAACCCAAGCCGGCGGGGUAGCGUUGAGAGCUGGGACGAGCGAGAGAACCACACCCCCGUUCCUAACCUGGAUGAAGGUCUGGAGGAUGAGCUGCGGCUUUUCCACCCUGACGUGACCCAGCAGAUGGAGCGCUGCUUGACCAAAGCCAAAGCCUCCGUCCUCAACUGCCAGGUUCUGCUUCUACCUCGUCAAAUGAUCCCCAGAGUGACCGACGACGUGCUGCGGAGCUCCAUCGGCGAGCCCUGUGGGCUCCGGGGGGCCUCCAUCAAGCUCUACAUCGAAGGCAAAGACGGCCUAAAGUCGGCGGGCGGCUUCCUCCCGGAUCAAUCCGUCACGCCGACCUUUGAGCUGUCGGUGGUCUUCAAGCUGGACAAAGGCGACGGCUGGCCGCCGCUCAGACACUUCUUUGACACCAAGGUGCUGAAGCUGAGGCCGGAGUACAGACUGGUGAAGAGGAAGCUGUACUCCUCCGCCAGUCCUGUUGUUCAUGACUUCAGUUAGUGCAGGCGGGACUCUCGGCGUCUGGGAUUCAUGGUCAUCCACUGGAGUUGCUGUUGUGAACCACUUUUGUACUUCAUGUCUGAAUGCAACUUUGAGCAGGUCCUCAAACGCUGUAAAACUUAUUCCAGUACUGAGCAGGUCUCCCUCACAAGGCACUUUUUUAAUUUAUUGAAAUGUUUAAAUAAAUGUUUGACAUCUUCAAUGCUGACUCUGUGCUUUGCAUCAGAAACAAAGA